This is a messenger RNA of Dunckerocampus dactyliophorus (ringed pipefish), 3654 nucleotides long. It is a transcript of the gene papolg, whose product is annotated as poly(A) polymerase gamma. The record is from RefSeq and is a predicted model, not a curated record. Lineage: Eukaryota; Metazoa; Chordata; Actinopteri; Syngnathiformes; Syngnathidae. Gene Ontology annotation, molecular function: poly(A) RNA polymerase activity; RNA binding. Gene Ontology annotation, cellular component: nucleus. The transcript has 24 exons. The coding region runs from base 302 to 2782 and encodes 826 amino acids.
CAUCCACAAACUCCUACAGAUUUGUAGUUCUCAAUAAAAGUGCCCUCGAGCACUCGGACGCGUGUUUAAGGCUGUAGCCUCUUUAGGAAGAUUUAUUUAAUUAAGCCAUUUUUCCUGAAAGAUUUCAGACGGAAAUGUCAAUUCAUAAGAAGUGAUUCCGGUUCAAUGGGAAGCUUUGAGCUGCUCUCUGGAAAGUGACCAUUGUUGUAAUCAGGUCGAGGCUGUUGUUAUUUCUACUUGCUGACCUUCUUAGUUGAACACAGCUUAACAACAGGAGGAGGGCGCAAGUAUUGUAAGUGUCAUGAAAGAAAUGUCAAGCAACAUGCCUGGUGGGCAGCAGCCUCAGAAACACUAUGGCAUCACGUCCGCCAUUAGCCUUGCUCCCCCACGAGACAUAGACCACCAGUACACCAAAAAACUUUGCGAUGCUAUGAAGCCUUUUGGGGUGUUUGAAGAUGAAGAAGAGUUGAACCACAGACUCGCUGUUCUGGGCAAAUUGAAUAACUUUGUUAAAGAGUGGAUCGCAGAGAUCAGUGAAUUAAAGAACCUUCCACCUUCUGCUAUAAGCUGUGUUGGGGGCAAGAUAUUUACAUUUGGUUCAUAUCGUCUUGGAGUCCAUACAAAAGGAGCUGAUAUUGAUGCCCUAUGUGUGGCACCCCGACAUGUGGAAAGGAGUGACUUUUUUCAGUCUUUCUUUGAGAAAUUGAAACAGCAUGAGGAAAUUAAAGACCUGAGGGCUGUCGAGGAUGCCUUUGUUCCAGUUAUAAAAUUCAAAUUUGAUGGAAUAGAGAUUGACCUGCUUUUUGCCAGACUGGCAUUACAGUCCAUUCCAGACAACCUGGACCUACGCGGGGAUUCCAUCCUGCGAAAUCUGGACAUUCGUUGCAUUCGAAGUCUUAAUGGUUGUCGGGUGACUGAUGAAAUACUGUACUUGGUGCCAAACAAAGAAAACUUCAGGCUGACACUGAGAGCCAUCAAACUUUGGGCAAAACGUCGUGGGAUUUAUUCCAACAUGCUGGGGUUUCUGGGCGGUGUGUCAUGGGCCAUGCUGGUAGCCAGGACUUGCCAGCUCUACCCUAAUGCUGUUGCUGCCACCCUCGUCCAUAAGUUCUUCUUGGUUUUCUCCAAAUGGGAGUGGCCAAAUCCUGUGCUUUUGAAACAACCUGAGGACAGUAAUCUGAAUCUACCUGUAUGGGAUCCCAGAGUGAACCCAUCUGACAGAUAUCACCUGAUGCCCAUCAUCACACCUGCCUACCCUCAGCAAAACUCCACAUACAAUGUCUCCACAUCAACACGCACCAUUAUGAGCGAGGAGUUUAAAUAUGGUCUCAGUGUCACAGAUGAGAUUCUUCAGGGGAAAGCUGAAUGGCCAAAGCUCUUUGAGCCUCCCAAUUUUUUCCAGAAAUACAAGCAUUACAUCGUUCUGACAGCCAGUGCAUCCACAGAAGAAAAUCACUUAGAAUGGAUUGGACUUGUUGAGUCAAAGAUUCGUGUUUUGGUGGGGAACCUGGAGAGGAAUGAGUAUAUUACCCUUGCACAUGUCAAUCCCCAGUCCUUCCCCGGGUCCAAAGAAAACCGAAAUGAGAAUGAUUUUGUCUCCAUGUGGUUCAUUGGGAUCAUCUUCAAGAAGGUGGAGAAUGCAGAGAGUGUGAAUAUUGAUCUUACAUAUGACAUCCAGUCGUUCACAGAUACUGUGUACAGACAAGCCAACAACAUUAACAUGCUGAAAGAUGGAAUGAAGAUUGAAGCAACACAUGUGAAGAAGAAGCAGCUUCAUCAGUACCUUCCUGCUGAACUGGUGCAAAAGAAGAAGAGAAGCAUAGCAGAGUUAAACCGCAGCUCCAAUGGAGGGAGCUCGAAGCGGAUUUCUCUGGACAGCAGUCACCUGGACAGCUCAAGAGAUACCGACUCAGGGACCCCCUUCAGCUCCCCCACCAGCAAAGCCUCCAAGCCAACAUCUGACACAGAUGAUGGUGUCAGUCCCCCCAAGCAACUUGUUUUGGAGGUCUCUCCCGCUGCCAGCUCAGCACCAGCUGCUAAAGAGCAGGGCAUGUCUAUCCCUGUUAUUGGUUCUAAGCCAGUGGUUCAAGCUCCACCAGCCAGUAGCGCUGUCUCUACAACGAUAAGUGGGAAUGUGAUUCCCAAUGCAGCAAGCAGCCCCAAAGAGGAGCUUGAGAGUCAGGAGGACUCUGUCAAUGGAGCUGCCAAGAGACCUCACUCUCCUACACAAGAAGACAUGGCCAAGAAGUCCAAAGACACACAAGUGUCCCCUAACGAUGAACCUACAUUCAAAGAGCCUUUUCCACCAUCCUCAGAGACGCAUCGAGAGAGAUUGAACAUUACUCCUCUCACCGAAUCGAAGCCUAAGCCCAUUCCGACCAUAGAUACUCCAAGAACUCAGAGGCUUCCCAGCAUGGAGCUGCCCGAUGCCUCCUCACCUCUCCCAGCCAGCAACAGCUGUCGUGUUGUAAAGAAUUCCAUAAAACUUGCCCUCAAUCGCCACAACAUCACACCUCCCAAGCCCCCAGUGUUCGAGGGUAACCCGACCCCUGAGGCACCUCCUGCCAGUCAAGAAAGGGGCAUGUCCAUUCCUGUUAUUGGAUCUAAACAAGUUGUGUCCAAGCACACGACGCAAGCCGUCGGCAGCUCCAUCCCCACUUUAGUUAGCCGAGGAUCAGAUCCUCUCAACGGUGCAGCCUCCAAGAGACCUCACUCUCCCUCCCUGGAGGAGCAGUCUAAGAGGCUGAAAGAAACAGAGAAAGCGAGAAUCCACAUAGCGUGAACUCCCAAAUGGAGCCUGGAUUCUUGUAUACACAGAGGUGGGGUCGGGUCUAACACAGAAGUUCACUUCACACGUUCAGGUCGCGCAGUUUGGGCUGUCGCACAGGAUGGACGGACACCUCACCUCAGAUCUCCAGAGGUUACAGAUAAACCAGUAAAUAGGUGAUUUGGACAGAGCUGAUGUUGUCAGCACUCAUGGUCACACGUGUAGCCAGAGUGCAUUUUAUUCAACACUCACAGAGAUCUCAGACAGGAAGUAAAGCAGAACUUUUUUUUUUACUUACUCCCAUUACCAUUUUUUUCCAUUUCUUUUGAGUUAACAUGUUUUAAACACAGGAGCCCCAAUAUUUUCUCCACCUUUGCUUCACAUCUGAUAUAUACUGAUUUAUUUUUGUCUCUUUAUUUCCUAAACAGAAAUUUGUACAGUAAAUGUUGAUGUACAUAACGUCUUUGUCUUAAGAAGCUCACUGUCAAGUCAUUUCGUCUAUCAUAGUUUUAUCUAAAAAGGAAAAAUGAUGUUUGAAAAAAAGAAAAAAAAACUUUUUUUUUAAAUUUUCUUUAUAACUUGUCCUGUAUAGUUUAGAUAAAGCAGCAGCAUUUCUGGAAGAUUUGCUCGGAUUUGACAAAUUACAACCAUAGUUCUUUGGACCACCUCGACCACUGCAAAGGAUUCCACGUUUAUGUCCGUCUUUUAAGUGUGUUAAACGGGCCCAGCAGCUGCACUUUUGAUGUGCUUGGUAGACUUAAAUUAGACUUAGAUUUCUGAAGUAAUGAAAUAAUUGGAUUCUGGGAGUGGCUGGUCAGAAAUUAUGUGCAAAUUUGCUGUAGACUGAAUCAGAAAGAUUACUUUAUUACACUUUGCUUCUUUUUGUA